AUGGCAUGGAUGCUGACGAAGCCGACGAAAAAGAUAACGAUGGUAAAGCUGUAGAAGUUGAUGUAGAAAAUAAUGAACAACAAAAAUCUGAUAUGGACUAUAGUAAUGGAAUAAGUACCGAUAAAGAUGAAAGCGAAUUCAUGUGGUCUUCGAAAUCUGCCGAAAAUGAACGCCCAGUGCUAAGGAUUAAGCUACACAAAGCAAAUAAAAUUGGCGAUGUUGAUGGAAUAGACAGUGCUGUUGGGAAAAAAAAACAUGAGGCAUGA
Dentiscutata erythropus is the source of this 266-nucleotide messenger RNA. The record is from the annotation of a GenBank genome assembly. NCBI's taxonomy places the organism in Eukaryota, Fungi, Glomeromycota, Glomeromycetes, Diversisporales, Gigasporaceae.